AGAAGACAAACCUGAAUUAAGGCGCUUGCCUUGUAGGCUCUUGCACUGACGUUCUGACUGGAAAAUAUACUAAAAUUCAGAAAGUUUUGCCUCAUACAGAUUCUGUGGUGCUGUACCGGGUUUAUGCGGCGACGUUUUGCGGCGGGCAGCAAGGAGGAGCUGCAGGGACCGCCCCUGUGCCCAAAGCCGGGCAGCCUCCCCGCAUCGCACCAGUGCCAGCCGCCCCCAGGGGCCCCGCCGCUGCACACAGCUGCCUCUCUGCCAGCACGCAGCGCCGGGGACGGGACUCGAACGGCUCUCAGCAGUGGGGCAGCAGGAGGCGACACACGGCGAAUGGAGACGUUCGCGGCCACGAGCUACCGAGGCCAUGCCUAAGGAAGUCGAACACCCCACCACAAGCGAGUCUCAGUCUCCGGAGCAGACCCCACGAGCACUAGCACAGCCUUCCCCGGGCGUUCCCUUCUCAACGCAACAGAACCUCCCGCGCAGAGCCAUUUAAAUUCGAGCCCUCAGCGCCCCCCCCCGCCCGCAGCCAGGUGUGCGGAGCUGUGCGCUGACGUCACACACACGCAGGACGGGCUGAGUUUCGCGCCCGCGUUCCGCUCUCUCCCUCCGGCCGCUCGAUGCUGUACGCAGGCGCGCUCGCGCCCGCCCCGCCCUCCCCCGCGUGCACGCGCACGCCCCCUUCCUCUCCCUCCCACGGCGCUGUGGGCUGUGCGCGCCGCCGAGAGCUCCGGACGGGCGGGGGCGGCGAUAGCAGCCUCGAGGAGCGCGGAGCGGUCGCUUCCGCCGGCAGCGUGUCUCCGGGGACGGAUCGAGGGAAGCCUCCCCCUCCCUUCGUUGCGGGGCUUUUUAACGAUUUUGGUGUUUUUUUGUUUGUUUGGGUUUUUUUUGCUCCGCUCUCUCUUUACUUGCGCGUGAGGUAAACGUGGUGCGCGCUGCCAGCGCUUCAGGUGGGGAAGGAGGGAGAAAGAAAGCGGGCGGGCUUUGCUCCCCCGCGCUCCUCAGCGUCUCUCCGGAGCUCUCCGCGCCCCGCUUCUCCCCGCGGCGAGGUACGCAGCCCCUGCCGCGAUGGGCUGCACGCUGAGCGCCGAGGACAAGGCGGCGGUGGAGAGGAGCAAGAUGAUCGACAGGAACCUGCGGGAGGACGGCGAGAAGGCGGCCAGGGAGGUGAAGCUGCUCCUGCUCGGAGCUGGUGAAUCAGGGAAAAGCACAAUUGUCAAACAAAUGAAGAUUAUCCAUGAAGCUGGUUAUUCAGAAGAAGAAUGUAAACAGUACAAAGCUGUUGUCUACAGUAACACCAUUCAGUCAAUUAUUGCUAUCAUUAGAGCAAUGGGGAGGUUGAAGAUAGACUUUGGUGAUCCAACCAGGGCUGAUGAUGCUCGUCAACUCUUUGUGUUAGCUGGAGCAGCAGAGGAAGGAUUUAUGACUGCAGAGCUUGCUGGUGUUAUCAAAAGACUAUGGAAAGACAGUGGAGUACAAGCUUGUUUCAACAGAUCUAGAGAAUACCAGCUUAAUGACUCUGCUGCCUAUUACUUGAAUGAUUUGGACAGGAUAGCACAAACAAGCUACAUUCCAACUCAACAGGAUGUUCUCAGGACUAGAGUGAAAACUACAGGAAUAGUGGAAACUCACUUUACUUUCAAAGAUCUUCAUUUUAAAAUGUUUGAUGUUGGAGGCCAAAGAUCAGAGCGGAAGAAGUGGAUUCAUUGUUUUGAGGGUGUUACAGCAAUUAUUUUCUGUGUGGCAUUAAGUGAUUAUGACUUGGUCUUGGCUGAAGAUGAGGAAAUGAAUCGGAUGCAUGAAAGCAUGAAAUUGUUUGACAGCAUCUGCAACAACAAAUGGUUCACAGACACUUCUAUAAUUCUCUUCCUGAACAAGAAAGAUCUUUUUGAAGAAAAAAUCAAGAGGAGUCCUCUCACUAUUUGCUACCCUGAAUAUGCAGGUUCAAACACUUAUGAAGAAGCAGCUGCUUACAUUCAGUGUCAGUUUGAAGAUCUUAACAAGAGAAAAGACACAAAAGAAAUCUACACUCACUUCACAUGUGCCACGGAUACGAAAAAUGUGCAGUUUGUUUUUGAUGCUGUAACUGAUGUCAUUAUUAAAAAUAACCUUAAAGACUGUGGUCUCUUCUAAGAACAGACAAGACAUUGUUAAAUGGUUUGAAGAAUGACUUCACACAAUUCUUAUCUGAUUGAUUUCAAGAUGAAAGAUAUACAAAAUAUGUUGUGCUGAAUGAUAGAUCAGUACUGUACUUGCCUGUUUUAACAGCUUUAUUUAUGUUUGUCUUGUAAUUUAAGUAAUUAGGUAACACUGAGAUGUCUUUUGACUGUAUGUAAACUUGUAGUAAUGUAUUUGUAUAAACGUUGAACGGAAUACUUUGGUAACUUGUCCUCUAAAAUUUCUGUGGUUUAUGAAGAUACUCUUAGAGGAGACUUUUUGCCUUUUGGUUAUUUAAACAUCUUGUAAAAUUAAAUUUUCUUUUCAUCUAGAGGGUGCAUGCUACUUUAUUCUUUACUUUUUGUUGGUAAUACUGUAUAUGGCACUAGCUUUUUUGAUAUUUAAACAGCUUCAUACACCUGCUCAGAUUUAAAGAAACAUAACUAAUAAAACUUGGUUUCUUUGCCUUAAGUUUUGGGGGAAAAAAAGUUUUUUAAAUUUAGGUUGAAUACAAAAAUUAUUUUUAAAACUUAAGUGAAAUCCACAGCUUAUGAAAUCUGGAUUUGCAGUCUUUGCAGUGCAAAUGUGACUAUAUUGAAAAACUGAAUUUGAAGGUUGAAAUAUCAUUGAAGCUCAUGGAAAUGCAAAAAGGAAGUUGUUAAAAACACACUUGUAGAAAUAAAAGAAAAGUUUGAAACUAAUCUUUACUCACUGGAGUGAAUGGCAGUUUUUUUUUGGACCUUUAACAAAGGCUGGACUUCCGAUUAAUGUGAUUUUUUUCUGCUUAAUAAUUGAAAUGAUUUUAUCCUUUAACUCUUUGCUAUCUUGUGGUAAUAAAGCUAAAACUAAUUUGCUAAUUUAAUAACCAUAGAAGUAUUAGGUUUUCCCACAAGACAUGGCCCAGUGUUUAAAGUUUAAAGCAAUUUGCUGUUGCUUAUUAAGAAGAAUCUUCAGUAUAUUGGGUAGGGUGACUUAGUGACUUGGAAGAUGCUGAUUCUUUAAUUUAGUUGUGUUUAAAGACUCAUACUUUCAUUUAAAAAUAAGUUAAAGAAAAUGAUUUUCUUCUGGUUAUGCUUUCAUUAUGUGAUUUUCAAUUUUAGGUAUAUAUCAUCCAUUGCCUUAUGGUUAGUGCCAAAUCUGAUUUUUAUACCUAUUUUAAAAUGAAUAAGCUUCUAUUUGUAAAUAAGUUUCUGGAUGGUUGUCUUAAAUGUAUGUCUUCUACAUAAUACAGACGUACCAAACUUGGAAAUAUGAUUUUCUAUAAUUGUUAGAAUAUUCCAGGCAGCUACAGUACACUGUAAGUUUUUUGAGAAUGAUUCUUUGAAUCUGUUGCUAUUUUUCUAUGUUAUCUUAGCUUACUGUUCUUAGAAGCAUUCAACCAAGAUAUUAAAAUCAUUGUUCUGUUAUUUAAUUUUUUAUUGCGUGAAUGUUUCAUUAGGCCUUAGCUUGAGUAAAACUUCAAUGCUUCCUUUGUUAGGUACAGAAUUACUUAAACUUUCAUUUGAAACACGUUUAGAAAGGAGUUUCUAAUUUAUUACUGGAGGUUGUUAAAUAUAUUCAUACGUUAUGAGCUCUUUCAGCAGUUGUAGUAAACAAUCUGUAUAUCCUGGGCUGCUUUUAAUUGUGCUUUACAGUUCUGGAUACGUAACUGAUUUUAAAUUUCAUUGAAUAAGUUUGUGGAAAUUGUAUUUACACCUACGUUAAAGUUGGUUUUUGUACUUGAUGUAAAACAGAAUUGGGAUUAAUCAAAUUACAUAAAUAAAUUCAAAUUUUGUGCCUUGCUUGAAA
Molecule: messenger RNA, 3948 nt
Organism: Phasianus colchicus (ring-necked pheasant)
Lineage: Eukaryota; Metazoa; Chordata; Aves; Galliformes; Phasianidae
Gene: GNAI1
Product: G protein subunit alpha i1
Biological process (GO): adenylate cyclase-modulating G protein-coupled receptor signaling pathway
Cellular component (GO): cytoplasm; heterotrimeric G-protein complex
Molecular function (GO): G-protein beta/gamma-subunit complex binding; G protein-coupled serotonin receptor binding; GTP binding
Source: RefSeq, a predicted model, not a curated record